This is a messenger RNA of Exophiala spinifera, 1395 nucleotides long. RefSeq lists its product as uncharacterized. NCBI's taxonomy places the organism in Eukaryota, Fungi, Ascomycota, Eurotiomycetes, Chaetothyriales, Herpotrichiellaceae. The transcript is spliced from 2 exons. Bases 1 to 1395 code for a protein of 464 amino acids. Gene Ontology annotation, biological process: siderophore biosynthetic process. The record is from RefSeq and is a predicted model, not a curated record.
AUGUCGGCGACAACGACGGAUAGUCUCCCUCUGGUCAGGUUACCAGAACCUUGGAAAACAACAUAUCAGAUUUUUGUGUCGCAGUAUACGGAGCCUGUUCCGUUACUGAAGCUCACUCUCUCUCACAAACAAUUAUCAGGUUCCAGAUUACCACCAGAACCACUUCAUCUCGAGUCACUAAGGUUCAGUGACCUUUUCACCAACUCGACCGUUUUCACUCCCACGCCUGGUGACAACUCUCCUUGGGCUCGCUUUCACCAAUCUCCUAUUUCUUGCGUCUCAUGGAACGAAGCUGAUGUGCCGAGUAUUGGAAACAUAUGGAAUCUGACCUACGCUAUCGUAACCCUAUAUCCGGAGUUAGAGGACUUCCGUCUGGAGCUCUCUGGAAAUGGCAAUGCAGCAUUGACUGAAGUUUUGUUAGCUACUGGCUUGGGUAGACCACCACCACCACCAACACGCCCUGAGCACUCAACUUUGUCAAGUUCCAAGACUCCUCAGGUCUGGAUAUCUCGCUCAGCAUUCUGGCAAGGAGCAGCAUCACCAUUUGGCACUCGCCCUGUAUGGGUCGUGCAUCCAGAGUUGUUUGGACACCUUUCCAAGCCAUUGAAAUCCAGUCCGCCAUUUCCCUGUCAUUAUACUGUGACAUCCUCUCUCGAGGGACGGCCUGUAUAUGCACAGCAUCCACUAAGACCACCCAAGCCAGCACGCAGUGCCGUAAUUUACAGCCGCUACAUUCCCCAUCUCGAUGAGUUCUUUUCCAUGGUGCACCUUGACUGGAGAAAUGAAGAACACCUCCGAUUGUUCCACCAAUGGCAGAACGACCCUCGCGUGGCUGCCGGCUGGAAUGAAAUAGGUACACUGGAGCAGCAUCGCGAGUAUUUGCGCAAGAUCGACGAGGAUCCACAUCAAAUGGCUAUCCUGGCUAAGUUCAACGAUACCUAUUUUGCAUACUUUGAGAUCUACUGGGCAAAGGAGGACCACAUGGGCAUCUAUCUAUCUCCACGAGCCGGUGAUUGGGACAGAGGUCGACAUUCUCUCGUUGGUGAUGUCCGAUUCCGAGGCCCUCAAAGAGCCUCAGCUUGGUGGUCUAGUCUGAUCCAUUAUCUGUUCCUCGAUGACCCGAGGACCAUGACUGUGGUUGGGGAGCCAAAAUGCACCAACGCCAAUGUCCUUGCAUACGACAUGGCCAACGGGUUUCACAUUCAAAAGUUAGCCGACCUACCCCACAAGCGUUCAGCAAUUGUGAGAUGCGAACGGAUUCGGUUUUUCCAAGUCGUAGGAUUCGGCUUACCAACCUCAGCGGCGCAGAGCAAGGAUGGAAAAUCCAACGAUACUGGUGCAGUAGAAGAUCCUCCUGCAUCGAAUCAGAGUAGUGGAUUGUUCGCAAAACUUUGA